Esox lucius (northern pike) is the source of this 1465-nucleotide messenger RNA. It is a transcript of the gene foxl3, whose product is annotated as forkhead box L3. The transcript is spliced from 4 exons. Lineage: Eukaryota; Metazoa; Chordata; Actinopteri; Esociformes; Esocidae. Gene Ontology annotation, biological process: anatomical structure morphogenesis; regulation of transcription by RNA polymerase II; cell differentiation. Gene Ontology annotation, molecular function: RNA polymerase II cis-regulatory region sequence-specific DNA binding; DNA-binding transcription factor activity, RNA polymerase II-specific. The record is from RefSeq and is a predicted model, not a curated record. The coding region runs from base 272 to 1021 and encodes 249 amino acids.
GUGAGCUGCCUAUAGGCUGGCUAAGUCAUUUGGUGCAUGGCAUGCCUUAUCAGCGCAAGCCUACCUGGGGACCAGCAGUCAGUCAGGAGAAAAGUCAGGGGUUCCCAGGGACCCAAUCAUUAGUCAGGGGAGGUCGACUUCACAGGAUGAGGAAAGCAUGGUGGAGCAUGCUAGACUAGAGUAACACCCUUCUCUGUAAAGAAAACAAGUGUUUGGCGUUGUCGGUCUAAAUUUAGAGGUGGCUGAAAACUCGUUUUUGAGUGUUAAUCAGAUGAAGCAGUCCAAUAGCCAGUGUGGAAGUGUAGUGAUGUUUGAUAACUCGCAGUAUCCUUAUAACUGCUUCAACUAUGAUGGCGAUGGGUACCCCUCCUGCAGCACUGAUGAAGAAAAGAAGAUGUGUCGACCUGCGUACAGUUACAUAGCACUGAUAGCCAUGGCCAUCCAACAGAGUCCAGAGCACCGCGUCACCCUGUCAGGGAUCUACGAGUUCAUCAUGAAACGUUUCCCUUACUACAGAUCCAACCAGAGAGCAUGGCAGAAUUCCAUAAGACACAACCUCUCUCUCAACAGCUGCUUCAUUAAGGUUCCCCGUACGGAGGGAAAUGAAAAGGGGAAAGGCAACUACUGGACAUUUGCCACAGGCUGCGAGUCCAUGCUCGACCUAUUCGAGAACGGCAACUUUCGGCGUCGCCGGCGACGACGCGGCAUGAAGACGGGUUUCAGGGAGCCUGGGGAGCCGUUCCUCCCAGUGGACAGCCAACACGGAGGUUCCAGCAGGCCUUCUGACCCAGACUCCUUCUGCGCCAUCAGCCCUGCCCACAGACGGGGUCACCUUAACCCUAACGGCCCACUCAACCCAAACCAGCAGGGGAAACCGGAACCAGAGAUCAAGUUUAGUAUUGACUACAUCCUCUCCACACCUGACCCACCGCUGCCUGGCUUCAGACCCCCGCUUACAACUGGACUCCCCAUUCAUGUUAUGGAGCCCCAGCACCUGAAUCUGCACUUCUGGACCUUGUGAGGGUCAUGACCUUGUCUACAAGAGACAGUGACUGGAUACAAAAACUGGAUAGUUGUUCGUCCUAAUCUGAAUUAGAAAGUACAGAGAUCCACAGACUGCCUCCUUGUACAAUAUAAACAAUAUACAGAGGCCUAGUAUUGCCCAGUGGCUGCUAGCUGAGUAACUAUGUAUUCUAAAUGUACAUCAGAAGACAGGAAACAUAAACAGUGUUCAGUGUUCUUAGCCUUGUCUGACAGGCAUGAAGUUUUAUAUAAAGCUGUGUUCAUGAAGUAGGAUGGUAUGUAACAAGGAUCUGUAAAAACUAACUAUUCACCUAUUUAAUAUUCCCUUUUGAAGGACAGAAAUACACAGUCUGUUGACUGAGACAGAUAAUGAAACUGAAGGGACUGUGACCUGUGAUACUGUCAUCGUCAUAACGUAUCAAGAUUAAAAGGUAAUAAUUCA